Messenger RNA from Platichthys flesus (European flounder), 3994 nucleotides. It is a transcript of the gene engase, whose product is annotated as endo-beta-N-acetylglucosaminidase. Bases 57 to 2228 code for a protein of 723 amino acids. Gene Ontology annotation, biological process: protein deglycosylation. NCBI's taxonomy places the organism in Eukaryota, Metazoa, Chordata, Actinopteri, Pleuronectiformes, Pleuronectidae. The transcript is spliced from 14 exons. The record is from RefSeq and is a predicted model, not a curated record. Gene Ontology annotation, molecular function: mannosyl-glycoprotein endo-beta-N-acetylglucosaminidase activity. Gene Ontology annotation, cellular component: cytoplasm.
UUUCCUUGUUUUCAACUGUUUGACAUUUCCGUCGGGAUUCAGCUGAAUGUGGUAAAAUGUCUGUGACUGCGGUAGGAAACAAAGUGUCUGGAAGAAGGAGACGAGAGGACGGAGAAGAGAGCGAUGGUGUCAGCGGGAAGAAGGAUAGACCAGAACCCAGCCGGUUGGAGUCUUGUUUGGAUCAACCCAUGGAUUCAAGCAGUAUCCAUGAAGUUGUCAAGUAUACACCCUCGCAGCUAGCAGCCAAACAUUAUGAUGCUGACACCACCGAGCCAAUCAGCUCUGGUCUUCAGACUCUAGAGGAGCUUCUGACAUGGAAACGAAGCGAGGCAAACCCCUUCAAUGUGGCGGCCGUCCCUCUGGCAGCUCGGGAGCCCCCCCUGGCCAGUAGUCCACGUCGGACGCUGGUGUCUCAUGACAUGAUGGGCGGCUACCUAGAUGACAGGUUUGUCCAGGGGACAAGUGUUGAAGAUCCCUAUGCCUUCUACCACUGGCAACACAUUGAUAUUUUCAACUACUUCACGCACAACAUGGUGACUAUUCCUCCUGCUGUGUGGACCAGUGCUGCACAUAAGCAUGGAGUCGUCGUUAUAGGGACUUUCAUCACAGAGUGGAAUGAUGGACGCAAGGCAUGCGACGCCUUCCUGAAAGAUGAGGAGUCAUAUCGGGCAGUAGCUGAUAAACUAGUCCAGAUCAGCCACUACUAUGGCUUCGAUGGCUGGCUCAUUAACAUAGAGAAUACCCUUGGUGAAGUUGCGGUGAAGAACACACCUUUGUUCCUGCGCUAUCUGACGGACCAGAUGCACGAGCGAGUCUCUGGCAGCCUGGUGCUGUGGUACGACAGCGUGCUCGAGAGCGGACAGCUGCUGUGGCAGAAUGAACUCAACCAGUCCAACAGGAUGUUUUUCGAUGCCUGUGAUGGUUUCUUCACUAACUACAACUGGACAGAGCAGAACCUGGAGGGGAUGAAAGAAGACAGUGUGAUCAAAGGUCGUGAGGCUGACGUCUAUAUCGGGGUAGACGUGUUCGGCCGAGGCGAAGUGGUAGGAGGAAUGCUUGAAACCAAUAAGGCUCUGGAGAUCAUCAGGAAGCACAACUUCUCUACAGCCAUCUUCGCUCCAGGCUGGGUGUAUGAGACCCACGAGGAUAAGACUGAAUUCCGCAAGAACCAGGACAUGUUCUGGGCUCUUUUGUCAGACUACCUGUACAUCCACCGACCAGCCUCGCCUCUCCCCUUCAUCUCCUCCUUCUGCCAGGGCUUCGGGAAGGCUCUCUACUGGAGAGGAAAGCAUGAGACUGAGAGGAGCUGGUUCAACCUGGCUGCCCAGGAGAUCCAGCCCUUGUACUACCAUACGGAGCUGGAGGGCCAGGGCUGGCUGAGGAGCCGUGGCUGUCCACAGGACGCCUGGAACGGAGGCUGCUCACUGCUGCUCGAGGGCCUCAUCCCUACCUCUCAUACAUCUACACUUUCUGCCAACAUCUUCUCCCUCAAUGUACCCCUGCCAUCCAAGAUCCUGGUGAGCUUCAUCCAUAAACCAUCUGCUGGGAUCAGUGUCUCUCUGGAGCUGAAGACAACAGAUGACAGUCUUUGCAUGGACGACCACAAUGUCAAACUCACCACAGUGCAGCCUGAGGUAUUGGAUGAGGGCCACCAGCUGGUGAGCCUGUUCUCUCAGCUGUGUGGAAACUUGAACCCAGACGGUUGGACAAUCAGGUGUAUGCAGCUGGAGCUUCGCGGCUGUACUCUUAGAGAAGUUGGUGUCAGCAUCCAGCGGAGGGGAGACCCUCAGGACACGCCUUUCAGCUGCAGGGUGGGAGAGAUCAUGGUCCUGGAUGUAGCCCGUCUGCAGGUUCCCUCUGAGCUGGUUCUGGGUAUGUGCAUUUAUGAUGUGGUGUGGCUUUGUGGUGUUGGUAUUUUGCCAGAGUCCACCUCUCCUUGCCUGCACCUCAACGCCACUCUGCGCUGGGACUACUCGAGCAAGACCUUGCGGCACUUCAGGGUGCACUGGCGCCGGUUACGGGGACCUGAUCCCCGAAUUCUGCCAGGAGAGCUGGUCCUGUUGGGACGUGCGUAUUCUAAUCUGUUUAGGUUAACAGAGCUGGAAGUGCCGAAGCCCCCUGGCUUACUGGAACUGGUGGUGGAGCCAGUAAGCAGCAAGGGCUUUCUGGUCCCAGAGAGUCAGUGGGGAAGAAGAAGCAUCAGCUACUCAGCAGACGUCACACAAUGACGUCACACAUGAACGUUUACCAGGCUGGUGUUUAUUAACCCUAAUGCAAAUGUUUCUAUAAAAAUAAACUGAUGCAAACCUCAUUAUUAAGAAGUUGGAGCUCUUUAGUAGCUGAAAGGUUUUCAGGCUUGGUUUAACAAUAAGUUAUACAGGCAGCCUUUAAUUUUAGUGGUAAUCGUCAUCCACCAAAAAUUAAUUAUUGCCCAGUAUAUCUAUCCAUCUAUCUAUAUAUAUAUACAGUUGCAAUCAGAAAUAUUCAACCCCCCAAAGAUUUUAAGGAUUUAUCAAUUAAAGUAGACAGAAUCUUGUUCUUUGAUCAAAAUUGUGCUUCGGAUGCCUUCUUUAUGAGUUGAGUGAUACAGAAAAUCAACACGGAAAACACAUGAUGUAGUAUUUGUGUGUAGCAGUAUAUUUUGUUAAGAUGGCCAUGUCACAAUUAUUCAACCCCUAUAUAAAAUUGUUGUUUUUAAGCCUUCUGACAGUUUUUGUCCUAAAGUUGAGUUGAAAUAUUAUUAAGCCUUUGGGAACUCUAUACUGAUCCUUCAUUUGCUUCAGCUGUAAUGCAUAUAUAAACCCCACCCAUGAAGGUAUUCAAGGUGAGUUGCAAUCAUGGGAAAGACAAAGGAGCUUACACAAAAGCUGAGAGAGGAGAUUAUUUCAUCACACCUGAAAGGCCUUGGGUAGAAGAAGAAUUCCCCCAAAAAUUAUAUUCCAAGAGACACAAUUGGGAACAUUAUAAGGAAGUUUACAACUGAUGGAGCAGCUUCAAACAUGCCUGGCCAUGGAAGAAAGCCCAGCAUUUCAUCAAGGACCCUCAGCAACUUAGUCAGAACAACUCAGAUAAACCCCUGUGUGACUACAAUACACCUACAGGAUGACCUGAUGAAGGCUGGUACAAGUGCUGCAGUGGCAACUAUAAGACAUGCACUAAAUAAUAAAGGACUUAAUGGCCGGCUCCAAGACACACUCAGCUCUUGACCACAAGCAACAUCAAAAGUCGACUAGAAUAUGCCAGGAGGAAUUUGGAUAAGCCUACAGAGUUUUGGGUGAAAGUUCUAUGGACUGAUGAAACCAAACUGGAACUGUUUGAACGUAUGGACCAGCGGUAUGUCUGGCGUGUGAAAGGCCAGGCUUAUGACCAGAAGAAUACCAUCCCCACAGUCCAGCAUGGAGGUUGGUCAAAGAUGAUGUUGGGCUGUUUUUCUGCGGCAGGAACUAGCAAUCUUUAUUGUGUACAUGGCAUCAUGGAUUCACAGAAAUACCAGGCCAUUUUAAAGAGGAAUGUGAUUCCUUCUGUUGACAAAUUUAACCUUGGUGAUCGUUGGACUUUCCAGCAAGACAAUGAUCCAAAGCAAAAUCUCCAAGUCCACCAAAGCUUGGUUGAGAAAAAGAUCCUGGAACGUCCUGGAGUUGCAUUCACAGUCACCAGAUUCAAAUUUGAUUGAAAAUCUUUGGUGGGAUUUAAAGAAGGCAGUUGCAGCAUGAAAGCCAUCAAACAUCACUGAUCUAGAGGCUUUUGCACUUGAAAAAUGGGCAAAGAUUCCAAUCGAGAGGUGUAAGAAGCUUGUCCGCACUUACCGAAAACAUUUUUUAGAAGUUAUAAAAGCUAAAGGAUGCGCCACAAAGUACUGAAGCUGGGGGGUUGAAUAAUACUGCACAUGCACAUGUGUUGAAAGAGUUACAUUUUUCAUUUGAACUUCAAAGUUAAGUCAACUUCUGUUGUCAAAAUAACUAAAAUACGCAUCAAUAAAUAUCUUUUGUUGUUU